Molecule: messenger RNA, 246 nt
Organism: Ostertagia ostertagi
Lineage: Eukaryota; Metazoa; Nematoda; Chromadorea; Rhabditida; Trichostrongylidae
Source: the annotation of a GenBank genome assembly
AUGCGUGUCAGAAGGAUGCCUCGUCGUGGUAUCGUCCUGAGUAUGACAGAGAGCGGUACCGCUAGACUGAUUUUCCGUGAGGAUCGCUCUGCGUUUGCGGGUAUGCUCGAGACGGAAGGUGGUGAUACAAUUUCUGUCAAUGGAAAACUUAUGGAGGGCAGCAUUGAGCCCAGCUCGUCGUCUGAGCCCUACUUAAUGGAAGUCGUAAUAGUAAACCAGAAAAGAAUCAUAAAAAAAGAUUUAUAG